CAAUUCUCCCUGUCUUCUCAGUCCCUCCUUAUGUUGGUCCUCAAUAAUACCAAUGCUCAGACUCUGACCUUCUUCCUGACGGGUAUCCCAGGCCUGAGAGCAGCCCAGGUCUGGAUCUCCAUCCCGUUCUGCCUCCUAUAUGGCAUUGCCCUCACUGGAAACAGCAUGAUCCUAUUUGUGGUCCUCCGUGAGCAGAGUCUCCAUGAGCCCAUGUAUUAUUUCCUCUCUAUGCUUUCAGCCACAGAUCUGAGCUUGUGUCUGUGCACGCUUUCCACUACUCUGGGCGUCUUCUGGUUUGAAGCUAAAGCGAUCAACAUCGAUUCCUGCAUUGCUCAGAUGUUCUUUCUGCAUGGAUUCACUUUUAUGGAGUCUGGGGUUCUGUUGGCCAUGGCGUUUGAUCGUUUUGUGGCGAUCUGUAACCCGCUGAGGUACACCACCAUCCUUACCAAUGCCAGGAUCAUCCAGAUCGGGCUGACCAUGUUGAUAAGGAAUGUUGCUGUCAUGCUACCAGUUGUGCUUUUUGUCAAGAGGCUGGUCUUCUGCAGGUCCUUGGUUCUUUCACAUUCCUACUGCUACCAUGUCGAUCUUAUUCAACUCUCAUGCACAGAUAACAGAAUCAACAGCAUUCUGGGUCUGAUUGCACUCUUCUCCACAACAGGAUUUGACUGUCCUUGCAUCUUGAUCUCCUAUGUCCUUAUUAUUCGUUCCGUCCUUGGCAUUGCUUCCUCAGAGGGGCGGCGGAAAGCCUUCAACACUUGCAUAUCUCACAUCAGUGCUGUUGCUAUCUUCUACAUCCCUCUCAUCAGCUUGUCUCUUGUCCAUCGCUAUGGCCAUUCUGCACCUGCAUUUGUCCACACUAUUAUGGCCAAUGUUUUCCUGCUUAUUCCUCCUGUGCUCAACCCUAUAAUCUAUAGUGUGAAGACUAAACAGAUUCGAAAGGCGAUUGUUAAGGUUUUAAUGCAGAAGAAGAACCAGAUCUAA
This is a messenger RNA of Sorex araneus (European shrew), 981 nucleotides long. Its product is annotated as olfactory receptor 51F2-like. Gene Ontology annotation, cellular component: membrane. Gene Ontology annotation, molecular function: G protein-coupled receptor activity; olfactory receptor activity. Gene Ontology annotation, biological process: G protein-coupled receptor signaling pathway. The transcript has a single exon. NCBI's taxonomy places the organism in Eukaryota, Metazoa, Chordata, Mammalia, Eulipotyphla, Soricidae. The coding region runs from base 31 to 981 and encodes 316 amino acids. The record is from RefSeq and is a predicted model, not a curated record.